Messenger RNA from Erpetoichthys calabaricus (reedfish), 6164 nucleotides. It is a transcript of the gene epha8, whose product is annotated as eph receptor A8. The coding region runs from base 54 to 3215 and encodes 1053 amino acids. The record is from RefSeq and is a predicted model, not a curated record. Gene Ontology annotation, cellular component: plasma membrane; neuron projection. Lineage: Eukaryota; Metazoa; Chordata; Cladistia; Polypteriformes; Polypteridae. Gene Ontology annotation, molecular function: transmembrane-ephrin receptor activity; protein binding; ATP binding. The transcript has 18 exons. Gene Ontology annotation, biological process: cell surface receptor protein tyrosine kinase signaling pathway; axon guidance; protein phosphorylation.
UGUGCCUGGAGUUCUUCUUUGAGCUGCCUGUUUGUACACAGACAGAUAAGCUGAUGUACAGGGUGUACAUUGCAAUGAUGGCUCCAAGAUCGGGACUACUCGUAUUUCUCCUGUGGAAUAUCACCUUUAAAGCCGUCUGCACUGCAGCGAGCAGCAAUGAAGUGAACCUUUUGGACACGACCUCGAUCCAGGGUGACUGGGGGUGGUUGACGUACCCAUCACAUGGGUGGGAAGCCAUUAAUGAGAUGGAUGAAUACUUCAGCCCCAUUCACACCUACCAGGUGUGUAACGUUAUGACUCCCAAUCAAAACAAUUGGCUGCGUACCAACUGGAUACAGCGAGAUGGUGCCCGUCGUAUUUAUGUUGAAAUCAAGUUCACGCUCCGGGACUGCAACAGCAUGCCAGGGGUUCUAGGCACCUGCAAAGAGACCUUUAACCUCUACUAUUACGAGACUGAUCGAGACGUUGGGACAAAUAUCUGGGAAAACCAGUUCACCAAAAUUGACACCAUUGCUGCUGAUGAAAGUUUUACUGGUGUGGACCUGGGAGUGCGACGGCUUAAGCUGAACACUGAGGUGCGUGGAGUCGGCCCCUUAGCAAGACGAGGCUUCUACUUGGCUGUACAGGACAUUGGUGCUUGCCUUGCCAUUGUGAGUGUGCGGGUCUACUACAAGAAAUGCACAGCCAUGAUCCGCAAUCUGGCAAUGUUCACUGAUGUGGUGACCGGGGCAGACUCCUCCUCUCUGGUGGAAGUGAGGGGCCAGUGUGUGGGUCAUGCUGAGGAAAGAGACACCCCCAAAAUGUAUUGCAGUGCAGAAGGAGAGUGGCUGGUCCCAAUUGGAAGAUGUGUCUGCAGUGCUGGCUUUGAAGAGCAUAGGGAUGCCUGCAUGGCCUGUGAACCCGGCUUUUACAAGCCAACCCCCGGAGAUGACCUAUGUGGGAAAUGCCCUGUGCACAGCCACUCAGAAACUCGGGCAGCUGUCAUCUGUCAGUGUGACACCAGCUACUACCGCUCCACCCAGGACCCUCCAGCUGCACCCUGUACACGACCCCCUUCUGCCCCGGUCAAUGUGAUCUCAACAGUUAAUGGCACUUCCGUCAGCUUAGAAUGGAGCGUCCCUUAUGACACAGGUGGGCGCACAGACAUGCGAUACAAUGUCAUGUGCAGGAAGUGCAUCUGGGAUUCCGGGCAGUGUGAAACAUGCAGUGGAUCUGGUGGAGGCGGCAGCAGCAGCAGCGGCGGUGUCGGAGCGGUCCGCUAUGUACCACAGCAGGUGGGCCUGAGCCAGCCGUGGGUGACUGUUCUGAACCUCGGAGCACACAUGAACUACACCUUCUUCAUCGAGACAGUUAAUGGGGUCUCAUAUAUCAGCCAGGAGCCCCGGCAUUCAACAGCGGUCAACGUCACCACAAACCAGGCAGCUCCAUCUCAGGUGAUGAUAAUUCGACAAGAGAAUACAAGUCAGAACAGUGUAACCCUGAUGUGGCAUGAACCAGAGCAGCCCAAUGGAGUCAUCCUAGAGUACGAGGUCAAGUUCUAUGAAAAGGAAAAAGAUCAGCAGAACUAUUCAACCCUGAAAUCAAAAGGCACAAGUGCGCAAGUGUCUGGACUAAAACCAGGGACCCGCUAUGUGUUUCAGGUCCGUGCACGAACAUCUGCUGGCUGCGGACGAUUUAGCCCAACUGUGGAGAUUGAGACCAAGAAAACUGUCCCUCUCCGAUACAACACCAUGACAAUUAUCUGGAUUUGUCUGGCACUUAUUAUGGGGUUGGGGACCUUCCUGAUGGUGCUGAUUUGUCGUAAGAGACAUUGCGGUUACAGCAAAGCCUUCCAGGAUCCAGAAGAGGAGAAGAUGCACUAUGAAAACGGACACAUAAAGUUCCCAGAAUCCAAGUUUUAUAUUGAUCCUCAUACCUAUGAGGACCCCUGCCAGGCCAUCCAUGAGUUUGCCCGUGAAAUUGAGGCAUCCAGGAUCAAAAUUGAGAAGAUCAUUGGCUCAGGAGAGUUUGGUGAGGUUUGCUACGGUCGAAUGAAGCUGCCUGGCAAAAGAGAAAUUCCCGUGGCCCUGAAGACGCUGAAGUCCGGCUACACAGAGAAGCAGAGGCGAGACUUCCUCAGUGAGGCCAGCAUUAUGGCACAAUUUGACCACCCUAAUGUCAUUCGUCUGGAGGGAGUUGUCACUAGAAGUAAACCUGUCAUGAUUAUUACUGAGUACAUGGAAAAUGGUUCUUUGGACUCCUUCCUUCGGAAACACGAUGGUCAGUUCAGUAUCAUCCAGCUGGUGGGAAUUCUACGGGGGAUUGCGGCCGGCAUGAAGUACCUGUCCGACCUGGGAUACAUUCACCGUGACCUGGCAGCUCGUAAUAUUCUUGUCAACAGUAAUCUGGUAUGCAAAGUGUCUGAUUUUGGCCUCUCACGUGUCCUGGAAGAUGACCCUGAUGGUGCCUACACAACCAGUGGUGGAAAGAUCCCCAUUCGCUGGACUGCUCCAGAAGCAAUUGCUUUCCGCAAAUUCUCUUCAGCCAGCGAUGUGUGGAGCUAUGGCGUUGUCAUGUGGGAGGUGAUGUCUUAUGGGGAAAGGCCCUACUGGAAUUUGACUAACAGAGAUGUUAUCAAGUCAGUGGAGGAAGGAUAUCGUCUACCCACCCCCAUGGGCUGUCCAGCUACUCUUCAUCAGCUCAUGCUGGAUUGUUGGCAGAAAGACCGCAAUGAGAGGCCCAGGUUCUGCCAGAUUGUGACUGUUUUUGACAAGCUUAUGCGCACUCCAGAACAUCUGAAAGGUGCAGAGACUCUUGGCCGGUUAAACUACCCGUUAACAAACAAGCACGUCCCCGACUUCACCUCCUGUCGCACAGUGGAUGACUUUUUGGAUGGCAUUAAAAUGGGUCGCUACAAAGAAAACUUUGCCGCUGCUGGAUACCUGUCACUGGGGCACGUAAUGAAAAUGAAUCUCGAUUUAGACGGUCACCUUUCCUCUGCAAGACGCUGCUGCUCCAGCACUUUCAAGCGCUUUAACACGUCCUCUGAUCGCCCCACUCGACGGCCAUCUUCUUUUAAACCGGGAUAUGCAGAGAGUUGGGGUAACAUUAAUAGGCCACCAAAAGAAAAUCACGAGCAGCGUGCAGCUCAUGAGGGUGCAAUUGCUAAACAGCAGUGGAUCAGCAAUCCAGGUAUGGUCAGAGGGCAGACGCUGAGGCCAUCUCAGAAAACCUGACAUCGCUGAGCAUCUGGAGGAACGUGGGGACAGCUCCUUUGAAUUUGUUUUUUCUUUUUAUGCUGACUUAAAUGGCUUCUUUUUUUAACAUUUUGGGGUUUGUAUUAUUGAUUUCAGUAUUUACAUGAAGACUGCCUUAACAUUCCCUUGAAUCUUUUUUGUGUCCAUCUCAGGGCACAAAAAACCAGGAGCAAACUGAAAUUUUCUCCAGUGUUGAAAUCAGCUCAGUGUUCCCUGAGAGAAGGAUCAUCAGAGGCUGACUUGACAAAGACACGGGCACACAAUUGAACUCCUAAAAGGAAAAGGCUGCAAUAUCCUUGACCUCAAGACAAAAAGGACUCCUUUGGAAAGAUGUCCCUGAUUUAGCUAAGGGCUAUGUCUUUGGUGUCCUCGAAUUGAAAUUAGGCUCUGUUAGCUGCUAAUUAUGUCCCCUGAAUGAAAGGCAUGAGUAAUAAAGCAGAAAGUCGCCUUGAUGAUAAUAUUUACAUUCAUAGCGAUUCAGACAUUGGAAUAACUGAAUACAAAGAAGACAGACUGAGGAUCUUCACCUUGGUUUCAUGUACAACACUAUGCAUUCCAGUUCAAAGCUCCAGUAUGUUUUUACGGCAAGGAGACUGGAGGAAUAAACACAGCUGUCCAUCUGCAAGAUAGCCCGGUUUAACCUUCCCUUAUUUACAUGCCUAGCUAUGCUACAGGGUGUACAGCAGGGUGCAGUGUAAGUGGGGUGUAUGGCUAGUGAGCAGAGCUUCAUCUGGUGGCUGAAGUGGGUGCAGAGGAGUCUGCAGGAGCUGAAGUAUUUGACAUAAAUAGGAGUGGCCCUGGGUGGCAUGUUGGCAAAGAUUAUGCGCCCUGAGUUUAAAUCGACCCGGCCAUUCUCACAGGGGCUGGAUGAAUGGUGAACAGGGCCUCAUUAGGGGACUGGAGUGGGUGCUGCAGUAGGUCAAAAUGAUUGACUUGAGUUGAAGUGGCCCUGACUGGCACGGUGGCACAGUUGUUAGUGCUGACAUUGCUUUUUUUUCCAGUGCAGUGGUUUCCUCCCACUUCCCAAAAAUGUGCCCAUUGGUUUGAUUAUAAAUUGGCCUGAUGUUAGUGACUGUGGGUGCAUUUGAGUGUAUUUCACCAGAUUCCUAUCUAUCCUACCUUAUAGUAAUUGCUAGAUAGGAGAGUCAUAAAAUAUCUAGUUGGUAAGUUAAACAUGACAACAUUUAUAAAAAGUGGGAAACCAUUGUCAUGAUGCGUGAGAAGAAGUAGACAGGCAGUGCUUGUCCAAUAAUUACACAGCAUGACCUCAUGAAAAGAUUAUCUCAGGUUAGGAAGAGACAGAAUAUAUAAAUACAUGAUACAGUAUGUAUCUUAGAAUUAUGGAAUAUUACCUCACAAUAAUGAGAUACUUCAAAAUUGUGCAAUAUUUAUACUGCAAGUUAUUUAUAUCAAAACAGACCUAAACUACAAUGCAAACAAAAAUUAACUUAAAGAUAUGGAGCUGAUAAUAUUACGUUUUCUAAAUAGUUACUUCUUUCAAUUCUUGUGGAAAUCAUUAUAUAUUUUUUUAACUUCUGUUGGCUCAUCUAGAACAACUGGAAUUUUUCUAUUGUGGGAACACAUGAAUUUGUUUUCAGCAUUAAAAACUGCAGCUUGACAUCGGUCACAUUGCCAUCAUGUUUGUCUGCUGUUCCAUUGCUCUGUGUUCAGAAUAACAUCUUGCUUGUGAAUGCGGUUCAGAGUCUUGCCUUCUUAGUCUUUCUCAUUUUUUGUCACUCAGUUUCCCGCCUCAGUUUGCUUGACACUCGGCAGACAUCACUGCAGUUUAUUUUCUUUUUUGCCAUUGCAGUGGCCAUCACUUAGUUUUGCACUCACUAUGCUGUAAACACGUGACCACAGGUCACUUAGCCAUCCUUUAUUGACAUUUAUUACAAUUCAAUGUUCAGUGAUCAAUAAACACAAUACUUACAAUUGAUUAAGAAUUCUAAACAUGGAUGUAUCAUGGCUUGAGGGAUUUUCAAAUAGAUGGGCUUGCGGGGUCCGUGCUUUUACUACAGUAAACUUGUCUGGCCGGCAGUAAAGUAGCCACUGGGACACCAGGACUUAAAACUUUUUGAAUUUGCGGAACAUAUCAGGCCAGUUCUUGAUAUGUGCUUCAAUGUUUUGUCCUCUCGUUUCUUAUUGUUUGUCACUUAUUUGCCUUCUGUGAUGUGCUUGACACUCAGCAGAUGUCACUGCUCUUCUUUUCUUUCCGUCAUGUCACAUAAUUUUGCAAUCACUUUCCUGAACAAACACACGACCACAGGUUACUUUGCUGAGGUUGCUGUUACCUGAAAUUUUUUGAAUGUAGAAGGUCAUAAGCUUUUGAUUAAGACCAAAAUGAAGAAUCUAGCCCCAGUGUGACAGAUGAACAGAGCUUAGCAUUUUAUAUUUAUAAAUAAUCUCCAAAUAACAGUAACUACAUUCAUUUAUAUAGUAUAUUUUCAUACAAAGAUUUUUUUUUUGUUGGUGUUGUUUUUGGGUUAUUAACACCCAAGGAAUCCAAUUCUGCAAACAAAAUGUUGUUUAGAACAUUUGUUCAGAAGUUUCAUAUUUAUUGCCAUUGUAAGAAAACAAAGGGAACAAGAUAAAGGUUUGAGUUGAUCUGCCCCAUAUAUUGUCAGGUUCACUGUAAGGCAAAAUAUCUUUAGGUUAGAAACGAGAGUAGUCUCUUCAAAUUGAGUCAUAUAACAGACUGAAGACCAGGAGGAUCAUCGGGUUUAUGUGGUGGAGAGGGAGGAAGAGGUGAGUCGUUAUGAGGAAGUAACGUCAUCCCAGGGGUGGUCUUAUGCUGAAACAGGAAGUAAAGUUCUUAAGUGUUCCUGCAAGGAAUGAGAGAAGGUAUUCGUGCACAUAAUCAGUCCCAUGCGGCACUUCAGCAAUAACUAGACCCUGUAGUUGACUCCCAUGCGCGUGUGUGUGACACCA